AUGUCCGACAAGCAAUUCCAUAGAGCGAAGAUCAUCUCGAGUAUUGCUGCGACAGCAAUCUCGCUGGCAUGUGGCUCUAAUUACGUCUAUUCGGCAUGGGGGCCUCAAUUCGCUGAGAAGCUGAAGCUCUCCUCGACGGAGCAGAAUCUGAUAGGGCUCUCUGGUAACCUGGGCAUGUAUUCGACGGGCAUACCAGUUGGAAUACUGGUCGACACGAAGGGACCGCGGCCGGCCGUGGUGAUCGGGGCUAUCUUUCUGGGCUUGGGGUACUUUCCUCUACACCAAGCAUACGAUAGGGGAUCAGGAUCUCUACCACUACUGUGCAUAUACUCAUUCUUGACGGGUUUCGGGGGAUGUGCUGCGUUCGCAGCGGCUAUCAAAACAUCCGCCUUGAACUGGCCUCAUCACCGAGGGACUGCUACUGCAUUCCCCCUCGCCGCCUUUGGGCUCAGCGCAUUCUUCUUCUCGAUGUUUGCGCAAUUCGUGAUACCCGGAUCUACGGGCGAUUUUUUGAAGCUCCUCGCAUACGGCACGUGUGGAAUCGUAACCAUUGGAUUCUUCUUCCUCCGAGUCUUGCCUCACCCCCACUAUACAGCAAUUCCGGUUGGCCCUGGGAGAUCCGAAUCGAAUAGACUGCAGAGAUCAAAGUCAGAGGAGGCUAAGCAUCGGCUUCAAUCGUCACGAGAUGAACCAGGUAGGCCAGCUCUUAGCCCUCGUCAUUCGCGCAUCUUAGGACUGCAUGCCCUUAACCAUUAUCACGUAGGAGUCGAGGUAGCCGAAGGAGUCAAUACCGAUACGGAAACCUCCUCUCUGAUGUCCAAAAUUUCCUCGAGCCCUGGGGAUGAACCCGAACAAAACAUUAUGAAGAACCACGCUUAUCGUGUAGAUAUCCGAGGAUUCAGGAUGCUUCCGAUGAUCGAAUUUUGGCAACUAUUUAUUCUCAUGGGUAUCUUGACCGGCGUUGGCUUGAUGACCAUCAACAAUAUCGGCAACGAUACGAAAGCCUUGUGGAUCCAUUUCGACGACUCCGUCACCGAUGAUUUUGUAAACAAGCGUCAGGCCAUGCACGUAUCAAUCCUGUCCGUAUGCAGUUUCGUCGGACGACUCAUGAGUGGUGUCGGAUCCGACUUUCUCGUCAAAAUUCUCAGAGUCUCUCGUUGGUGGUGCCUCACCAUCGCUGCCUUGGUCUUCCUCGCCGCUCAAGCCAUAGCCCUCUCUGUCGAGAAUCCUCACCAUCUGAUUUUGGUCUCCAGUCUCACAGGUAUCGCCUACGGUUUCCUUUUCGGAUGCUUCCCAUCACUUGUUGCUGACGCUUUUGGUGUUUAUGGCUUGAGCACCAACUGGGGCUGUAUGACUCUGAGUCCAGUCAUCAGCGGCAACAUCUUCAACUUGUUCUAUGGAGCGGUAUAUGACAAGCACAGUAUCCUUAAAUCAAACGGAGAGCGUGAGUGUACUGAAGGCUUGGCAUGUUACCGAAGCGCAUACGUCGUCACAAUCUUCUCUUGUUUAGCGGGGCUAGCACUGAGUUUGUGGAGUAUUUGGCACAGCAAUCAGAAGCGCGAGAAAGAGGAGAAAGAAUAUGGAGAGAGAGACGCCUGA
Molecule: messenger RNA, 1599 nt
Organism: Drepanopeziza brunnea f. sp. 'multigermtubi' MB_m1
Lineage: Eukaryota; Fungi; Ascomycota; Leotiomycetes; Helotiales; Drepanopezizaceae
Source: RefSeq, a predicted model, not a curated record